GUUGUAAAUAUUGUAGCUGUGAGUGAUUAACGUGAGAGCUCCCCCCCUCCCCCCUCUCUCUUCUGUAUCAGCAAAUCGCUGGUGCUGUAUUUUUUUCUCAUCAUCCGUUAUCGCGCAAUUGCAGCCUCUCCUUUCAGUAUGGUUUCUUGAUACAGGUUAGAGUUAGUUAAGUUAAAAUGGCGAGUAAAGGUCGAAUUCCACCUCCUCAUUUAAGGCGUCCUCUUCCAGGAUCUGGUAUAGUUCAUCCUGAUUCAUUUGGCUCAGGACUACGUCUGCCGCAAGGCCCUUUUCCUCCUUUUGAGAUGUUGCCUCCCCCGGAAGUUAUGGAACAGAAGAUUGCUGCACAACAUGGAGAGAUGCAAAGACUUGCAACGGAGAACCAGAGACUUGCAGCAACUCAUGGAACCUUGAGACAAGAACUUGCUGCUGCUCAACAUGAGUUGCAGUUAUUACAUGCUCACAUUGGAGCUGUCAAGGCUGAAAGAGAGCAACAAAUGAGGGGACUUGUGGAUAAUAUAGGCAAGAUGGAAACUGAAUUGAAAGACGCAGAGCCUGUAAGGUUGGAAUUGCAGCAGGCACGGGUAGAGGCUGAGAAUUUGCUUGUAACGAGGCAGGAACUUGUGUCUAAAAUUCAUCAGUUGAGUCAGGAUCUUCACAGGGCCCAGGUAGAUGUGCAGCAGAUUCCUGCUCUGAUGUCAGAACUCGAGGGUCUCAGACAGGAAUAUCAACGAUGCAGGGUUUCAUAUGAUUACGAGAAGAAAUUAUUUCAUGACCACCUUGAGCAACUUCAGACGAUGGAGAAGAACUAUAUCACAAUGUCUAGGGAAUUGGAAAAGCUUAGAUCAGAAUUGACUAAAACAGCGAAUGUUGAUAUAAGAAAUGUUGCAGGAGGGCCUUAUGGUGGCCCCGCUGGGAACGAGAGUGAGGCAUCUGGGCAUCCGGCAGGAAAAAAUAUAUACGAAGAUGGCUAUGGCAUUCCGCAAAGCCAGGGACAUCCUGCUCUUCAUAACUCUGGUGCUGCAAAUAUUGGUGCUGUUGGUAAUGCUAGUACUGGUACUGCGACACCUUAUGCUGGGGCUCAAUCUGGUGCUGCGCCCUCAAAACCUGGUUAUGAGGCACCAAGAGGCCCUGCCUAUGAGCCACCAAAAGUACCUGGUUAUGAUGCAUCAAGAUUGCCUGGCUAUGAUAUGCAAAGGGGACACGGAUAUGAUGCUCAGAGAGGGCCUGGAUAUGAUGCUCAGAGAAUACCUGGUUAUGAUCCACAGAGACUUGCUGUUUAUGACAUUCAGAGAGGACAUGCAUAUGAUGCACAAAGAGGACAAGGUUAUGAUGCGCAGAGACUACCUAAUUAUCAUGCAUCCAGGGGUGCUGGCUAUGAUGCAGCAGCAUCCAGGGGUGCUGCUGGGCCACAAGGGCAUGUGGCACCACCUGCAAACAAUAUGCCAUACGGGUCUGCAACUACACCAACUCAUUCUGGAAGUGGGUACGAAGCACCAGCUAGAGGUGUCGCCGGGCCACAUGGGCAAAUGGCAGCUGGAAACAACAUGCCUUACGGGUCUGCAACGCCACCAACUCGUUCUGGUAGUGUGUAUGAGGCAUCGGCUAGAGCUCCAAACCCUGCCAGGAGAUGAGCUUAAGAUAAUGUACUUGCAGUGAAAUAUCAGCUAACAUCCCUCCUUUCUCAAACCCUCGUUCUCCCGGUUUUUUGGUUUAUAAGCCUAGCUAUUGUUUUACAGUGCACCAUCCAGUAGAAAUUCUGCAUUGGUCGAGCAGCUGCGCGUUUUCCUGUCUUGUUUCUCAAGGUUCACUAAUUUCCCAAUAGUUCUCGUAUGUUGAUCCCCUGUUUUGAAGGGUUAUAUUGCAACAAUGUAUUUCAAUCUUUGAGCAAUUCUAUCUCUGCACCUCUCUCUUCUA
Populus nigra (black poplar) is the source of this 1914-nucleotide messenger RNA. RefSeq names its product protein FLX-like 2. NCBI's taxonomy places the organism in Eukaryota, Viridiplantae, Streptophyta, Magnoliopsida, Malpighiales, Salicaceae. The record is from RefSeq and is a predicted model, not a curated record. The coding region runs from base 177 to 1631 and encodes 484 amino acids. The transcript is spliced from 5 exons.